Parnassius mnemosyne (clouded apollo) is the source of this 1659-nucleotide messenger RNA. The record is from the annotation of a GenBank genome assembly. NCBI's taxonomy places the organism in Eukaryota, Metazoa, Arthropoda, Insecta, Lepidoptera, Papilionidae.
AUGUCCAGCCUAUCAUCAUCAAGUAGCAAUAAAAAUCACACUAAAAAGUUGAACAGCGGAAGAGAGCGCGAUAAAAAUAAGUCCGUUGCCUCAGAAUCUGGGGGAUCUAGUCAAUGUGAUACUCCACCUCUUUCAGAGAAGGAUGGGACUUCAACACAAGGCAAAUUCGCUGGGGUUGGAGCCGAUUCAGUAUUAUGUAUUGCUGAACAGGUAGCUGUAGAGCUUACUGGGGAAGCAGCUGCAAACCUUGCCGAAGAUGUCAGUUACAAGCUUCGGCAAACAAUCUCUACCAUUGCAUUACACAGUGAGAUGAUGAAGAAGAGCCGUGUAGACUCAUGGGAUGUUAACACAGUUUUCACUCUGUCUGAUACUAGUCCCGUUGUUGGCACCACUAACACUCCAUAUGCACCAGUUGGUGAAGAAAAAUUAUGUUUCCAAACUGAAAAUAUUCUAAAUGUAACUGAAUUCGCCAUGACUCCUCAAACCUACGUAUUUUCAACGCUCCCCACUGUAUCAGUGGAAUGGAUCACAGACGACAGAAGUUUAAGUAAUAACAGUAAUAUAAGCUUUAAUUUGCAGAACUACUACACGAAAGUUGCAAGAGCAAUACUCAAUUUAAAAAGGAAACCUAAGCAAAUAGCAGUGGAGGAUCUGACAACAAACACGAGGAUCGGACCGAUAUUCCCGAAUCUCUUCAAUCUGGCCGUCCUAGUGCUGAAUGAUGACAACCUGAAGGCUCUCAAUGUUCCUGCAAAGAAACCUCUCCAGUCCAACGUGUUGGAUAUGGUCGACGCUCUCUGUUCUAAUCCUUGUAGCUUGGACACGAAUAUACAGCAGCAGUUUCAGCGAUUGUUCCCGGUGAUGGUAUCAAAUAUAUUGGGAAAUGGAUCUCUAGCCGAGAAAAUGGUGGCGAUUUUGACGAAAAUCACACGUACUUGGCCGUCAUUCAUAGCAAUUGGUAAAGGCAUUCUUUUCGACUACCUCUCGCAAGGUACAAAGGAGCGUCUCACGGCGCCGAUGAUUCGUUGCGUGACGGCUUUGGGCAGGAGGGCGCUCAUUACUUGUCUGGCAGACCAUCUGGACCACUUGGACUCGCUUAUACACACGCCCCGAAGAACGCAUGCGAUGCCUGACCUCAGGGAAACUAUACUAGAGGCCUCGACGUGCUUACUAAGAUCUGAACCGACAACGUUCCUUGAAGAUUUCGUAAUGACUGACUACACACUAUACGAAAUGCUCGGAGACUCCAUAAUGCCACGUCGGACGCUAUUUCCAUACAAACAAGCCUUACAUAACGAUAAUGCAAACACGGAGAAAUCGACAGACGAAGAGUCCUCGUAUGUACCCAUACGACCAAUCCUGAAGCAUGCUAAUGUUAGAAUAUUGCCAGUAACAAGAAAAAUGAGGAACCCACUUCACAGAGACGCCGUGUUCGAAGCGACGAAGUUUUCAAUAGAUAAAUCGCGGCGUAUACAUUUAAAGAUUAAAAACUGUAGGUCUAAAGAAAUAUCACAGAGGCCAAGUACGGACAGAGUUCAUUUUAGUGUUAGUACAAGAAGAAGUGGUGUGGUAAUUGCUAGUGGACUCUUAAAUAGGUUUAGGUAUAGAUUGAACAAGCCUAGUGAACCAUUUCCAAUAUUUGGAGCUUUAAUGAUGUGA